AUCAUGUUAAAUUCAUUCUCUUUCUCAUAGAGUCCAGUAAGAAUAAAUUGUUGGCUUAUUUGUGUGUCCGCACUUCACUGAUUGGUCUAAAAAAUAAUCUUAAUGAAAAAGUAUUAUUUUCUAUAGAACUUGACCAAUGGUAAUCGAGAUCGAGGAACUCAAAUCUGAAGUCAAGUUUUUGAAAUUGUUUGAAUAAAUCGUUUGCUGGUAGUGAAGACACACGGCUCCUGCGAGAAGGAGCUGAGUGAGUCUUCCGACCAGCGUUACUUGUAGAUUUAAAAGACCUAAAAAUAUUCAAGAUGAAGUCAUAAUAUAAAUCAGAAUUCAUGAAUCAACUUCUCCAGCUGCUAUCUUGCAUAUAAAUAUCUUGAUAUAAUUUACAUACUACUGACUAUUUCAAUGAGUUUUCAACGUUAUAAUUGAAAUAUUUUAAGGAAUUUAUCGAUCAUUAAUAAAUAAAGUUAUAUUCAAUUUGAUUUAUUAGAUAUAGAUACGAUCACUUCAUCCUCAAAUGAUAAAGGCCUUUAUGAUUUGGGUACAUAUGUUUUUGAUGAAUAUUUAUUUAGCUCAAUUGGUACGAUGUUACGCGAUCGUGAUCGUGAACAAUUAAAACAAAGUUUUGUAUGUAUUGAUACAGCUAUUGAUAAUUUACGAUAA
Adineta steineri is the source of this 657-nucleotide messenger RNA. Lineage: Eukaryota; Metazoa; Rotifera; Eurotatoria; Adinetida; Adinetidae. The record is from the annotation of a GenBank genome assembly.